AUGCCAGGCUUCCCAGUACACGGUGCUCCGGUGAGGCUGUGCGUGGGCCUCGCAUGUGUCCUGUCCCUUUGGAACACAGUGACUGCUAUUAAAGAAGAAGCCAAGAAGGAAAACGUGAUGACCUUCUUACCUACAACAGAGUCUGGUCUUAGAGGAGAGGGGAGGCAGGAAAGGGUGGGCGGUGCCCUUUCUCUUCCAGAGCUGCCUGCGAGGUCGGUCGAUCUGUCGGCACUCAACCUGACGCAGGUGGUGAACGGGAUGCUGAGCAGAGCUUUGAAAGAUAGCAAGAAAUUCUUCUCCCUGCUGAGCAUCACUUCCUACAGCUCCUUCGCCUUCCACAAGGUUUCCGUGGCCAUUUACAACAUUUCCCACCUGAAGACGGUGGACCCGGCCAAGUUCCCCACGCGGCACUGCUACUGCGUGAACAAUCGGACCAAUGACCUGUCAGAUUUCACGGCCCUACUGGUGGACUUCAUUGGAAACUCGACCAGCUACCUGACAGAGAUUUUUAAGUCCACCUCCAUCCUCUCAGUGAGUCAGACCAAUGAAUCUGACUGCAUCUUCAUCUGCGUGAUGACAGGAAAGUCAGGAAGGAACCUUUCUGACUUCUGGGAGGUGGCAGAGGAGUCUCCGGUUGUUAACUACACAUUCACCGGCAGCCUGUCUGGUGUCCUGGGUGAGUCUACCAGGGGCACAGCCAUGGCUUCCAACCACACACCCACAAGCCAGCAAACGCUACCAUGGACAAGCCCUCCACACAUAGCCCGGAGCACCAGCGGGUCUGCUCUGAGAACCUCUCCCAGGACAGAGACGACACAUCCUUCACAGGGAGAGCAGACUGUGAACAUGGACAGCCUGCCCGAACCUCUCACCAAGGCCAUGGCCAUGCUGGGCAGCAUCUCUUCCACCCUCCCAGGCUUGGCUACCAGGAAGGUGACAGCCAACAGGCAGGCCUGGGCUUCCAGCCCGCCUGUGCCCUGGGCUCAGACCACCCGUGAGGAAGCACCUGGAGGGCCUCCCUGGGAACCGCUUCCCUCUGGACCAGCGCCGCCUGCAGAGGCCCAGCAGAGUGCACAGACCGGGACCUUAGGGAGCCUUCCUGAGCCUCCUGCUAGGACACAGGGCAGCCCGUCCCAGGCCAGCCCAACCUCAGGAACGUUCACCCCUGGCACACAGACUUCCAGUCCGACCAAGGCCCCGGCCCCCAGGUACCCAGAGACAGGUGAUUUCCUGUGGCCAUUUACCCCUGGAGAAGAGCCAGCCCUGGUCCUUGGACUCCACCAAGUUCAAGUUUCAAGGUGUCCUCGGCAGCUCCUCAGAGAGGGGGCCGUGACAGCUGUCCCUGUCGCCCUGGCCAUCCAGAAGCUCAACCCUUGCCUGAUGGAGCUGUGCCGAUUUUUCCAGCAAUGCCUCUGCAUGAGCCAGAGGAGGGACCCCAGGAUGCAGGCCAUGAGGUUCUGUCUUGAGUCCUACGCCUGGUUCCUGAAGAACGCCACAUUCAUCUGUCAGAGGGCAGAAAGGGUGCCCUACUCUCACACCUUAAAACAAAGAUGCCUUGAGAAUAUCUGCAAGUCUGUGUGAGGCCUUGAUAAAUCCAUGGGACCUAACAAUAAA
Artibeus jamaicensis (Jamaican fruit-eating bat) is the source of this 1614-nucleotide messenger RNA. It is a transcript of the gene HHLA1, whose product is annotated as HERV-H LTR-associating 1. The record is from RefSeq and is a predicted model, not a curated record. The transcript is spliced from 16 exons. NCBI's taxonomy places the organism in Eukaryota, Metazoa, Chordata, Mammalia, Chiroptera, Phyllostomidae. The coding region runs from base 1 to 1581 and encodes 526 amino acids.